CGAUAUCCACCGAUUAGUGGGCAAGUCACCUGCCAUCUCAUUGGAUCUCCAGUUUAUCUCUGGCGGGGGAGCUCCAACAACAACUACUUUACCUGCAUCUAUGCUGCAAGAAGAAUCCCUGAACGCUCGUUAGUAUCCUAUAUUUUUAUAUAAAGUCCCCUCCCUCGCCUCGCUACCCUUCUCUUCUCUUCUCUUCUUCUUUCUUUUCUCUCUAUAUUAAUGCCCCUGUGUCCCUCUCCACUCUUAACCCGCCUGUGCCUGCGUGGUCCUCCUCUCGUCAAGCUCCCUUCAUCCUCCUCUGUUCCUCGUCGACUCUUUCACAGCUCCCCAAUCAUCAUGUCGGACGUCACAGUACAGUUGACGGCCCCCAAUGGGCGUAAGUACUCUCAGCCCAUUGGUCUUUUCAUCAACAACGAGUUUGUUCCGUCCAAAUCGGGCGAGAAGUUUGCCACCAUCAACCCUGCAGAUGAGAAAGAGAUUACUUCCGUGUAUGCUGCAGGCGAGGAAGAUAUUGACAUCGCCGUCAAGGCUGCCCGCAAGGCAUUCAGGGAUCCAUCAUGGAAGCUACUUCCACCAACGGAUCGGGGUGCUUUGAUGUUGAAGCUGGCAGAUCUUAUUGAACAGCACAAGGAAACCCUUGCCACCAUUGAAACAUGGGACAACGGCAAGCCUUACUCUGUCUCCUUGAGUUCGGACUUGGGUGAGGUCAUCAACACCCUUCGUUAUUAUGCUGGCUGGGCCGACAAGGUUCAUGGCCAAACCAUUAGCACCACGCCGGCCAAGCUGGCCUACACUCUUCGCCAGCCAAUUGGUGUAGUGGGCCAGAUCAUCCCAUGGAACUUUCCCCUUGCUAUGGCUGCAUGGAAACUUGGCCCUGCACUGGCUUGCGGUAAUACCAUUGUCAUGAAGCCAGCCGAGCAGACACCCCUCAGUAUCCUCUACCUCGCCACGCUCAUCAAGGAAGCCGGAUUCCCCCCUGGAGUGAUCAACAUCGUCAACGGCCUCGGAAGAGUUGCCGGCAGCGCCCUGGUGACCCACUCUGAUGUCGAUAAGGUUGCCUUUACUGGCUCCACCUUGACCGGCCGAGAGGUCAUGAAGUUGGCCGCCGGUACCUUGAAAAACAUCACUCUUGAAACCGGCGGCAAAUCUCCUCUAGUUGUAUUUGGCGACGCAGAUAUUGAGCAGGCUGCUAAAUGGGCGCAUACGGGCAUCAUGUACAACCAAGGACAGGUCUGCACGGCAACUUCACGUAUCCUGGUCCACGAAUCGGUCUAUGACCAGUUCAUCGAGCUUUUCAAGCAGGAAGUGGCCUCGGUCAGCAAAGUUGGUGAUCCCUUCGCCGAUGACACCUUCCAGGGCCCUCAGGUCACCAAGGCGCAGUACGACCGAGUCCUUUCGUACAUUGAGACCGGCAAAUCCGAAGGAGCAACUCUCGUCGCUGGCGGCGAGCCAUACAAGAACGUCGGCGACGGCAAGGGUUUCUUCAUCGCACCAACCAUCUUCACGAACGUCAAGGACAACAUGCGUAUCUAUCGCGAGGAGGUCUUCGGCCCGUUCGUUGUGAUUUCCAGCUUCACCGCAGAGGACGAGGCCGUGACUCGCGCCAACGACACGACAUACGGACUGGGUGCAGCCAUUUUCACCAAAGAUAUUGAGCGGGCGCACCGCGUGGCCUCUGAGAUCGAAGCGGGCAUGGUCUGGAUUAACAGCAGCAACGACAGCGACUUCCGCGUUCCCUUCGGCGGCAUUAAGCAGAGCGGUAUCGGCCGUGAGCUCGGUGAGGCCGGAUUGGAGGCAUACUCGCAGGUGAAGGCCAUUCACGUCAACCUCGGGUCCAAGCUGUAAUGCAAUGCAUGGCAAGCUCAUUGAUGAUGUGUAAUGUUUGUAUAUAGGAUAGUCAGAUGCCAGUUGGGUCGAGAAUUACAAAGAUAGGAAGCUUAUCCAGCAAGCAACCAUGCAGGUAAUCCACCAACGAGAGACAACAUACCAGUAAAACACACCCUGCACAUAAUACUCAAAACCAAGGAACCAACCCAGAGUACGUGGUAUACCCACAUUGGACCCAACAAAAACCACAACCACAACCACCUACAUCAAAUCUAAACCCUACCCGACAAACUCUCCUCUCACUCGCCAUACAAUAGGUACA
Molecule: messenger RNA, 2149 nt
Organism: Aspergillus caelatus
Lineage: Eukaryota; Fungi; Ascomycota; Eurotiomycetes; Eurotiales; Aspergillaceae
Product: aldehyde dehydrogenase family protein
Exons: 3
Coding region: 220-1845 (541 amino acids)
Molecular function (GO): oxidoreductase activity, acting on the aldehyde or oxo group of donors, NAD or NADP as acceptor
Source: RefSeq, a predicted model, not a curated record